Vicia faba (fava bean) is the source of this 1437-nucleotide messenger RNA. The record is from the annotation of a GenBank genome assembly. Lineage: Eukaryota; Viridiplantae; Streptophyta; Magnoliopsida; Fabales; Fabaceae.
AUGGCUGCUUCGGGUAUCGCUGGAGCAGGUCUCACCCUUCUCAACCGCUUCUCCUCAGCCGCUUCUUCUUCUUCUUCUUCUUCAACUCGAUGCCGAACUCGUUCUGUAACCAUGGCUGUAUCCACCGACCAGAAGCCCAAAACCAACGAAAAACUCACUCUCCGCAAGUCCGAAGAAGCUUUCGCCGCUGCAAAGGAAUUGAUGCCUGGAGGAGUUAACUCCCCCGUUCGUGCCUUCAAAUCAGUUGGUGGACAACCCAUCAUCAUUGACUCCGCUAAAGGCUCUCGGAUGUGGGACAUUGAUGGCAACGAAUAUAUUGACUACGUUGGUUCUUGGGGUCCUGCAAUUAUCGGUCACGCCGAUGAUCAGGUGCUUGCCGCUCUGGCUGAAACAAUGAAGAAAGGAACCAGUUUUGGUGCACCUUGUCUUUUAGAGAAUAAGCUGGCAGAGAUGGUUAUUGCUGCCGUUCCCAGUAUUGAAAUGGUGAGAUUUGUGAAUUCCGGAACGGAAGCGUGUAUGGGUGCACUCCGCCUGGCGCGUGCUUUUACUGGGAAGGAGAAGAUUAUAAAGUUUGAGGGAUGUUAUCACGGCCAUGCUGAUCCUUUUUUGGUUAAGGCUGGCAGUGGAGUUGCCACGCUAGGACUUCCUGAUUCACCUGGUGUUCCUAAAGCUGCCACUUAUGGAACGCUUACGGCUCCCUACAAUGAUUUUGCUGCUGUUGAGAAGAUCUUUGAGGACAACAAAGGAGAGAUAGCUGUUGUUUUUCUUGAACCUGUUGUUGGAAAUGCUGGUUUCAUUACGCCCAAACCUGAUUUUCUUAGUUCCUUGCGCAAGAUUACCAAGGAAAAUAAUUCCCUUCUUGUGUUUGAUGAAGUUAUGACUGGAUUUCGUUUGUCGUAUGGAGGUGCUCAAGAAUAUUUUGGCAUAACUCCUGAUAUAACAACUCUGGGGAAGAUCAUUGGAGGGGGUUUGCCUGUGGGUGCAUAUGGAGGUAGGAGGGAUAUUAUGGAGACGGUGGCUCCGGCUGGACCUAUGUACCAGGCUGGGACAUUGAGUGGGAACCCGUUGGCCAUGACUGCAGGCAUACAGACUCUGAAGCGUAUCAAGGAGGCGGGAACUUACGAAUACUUGGACAACAUUACAGGUGAGCUUGUUCAAGGAAUUGUUGAAGCUGGGAAGAAGGCAGGGCAUGCAAUAUGUGGUGGGCAUAUAAAUGGAAUGUUUGGGUUUUUCUUCACACAAGGACCUGUGUACAAUUUUACAGAUGCAAAAAAGAGUGACACUGCUAAGUUUGCUAAGUUUUUCUGGGGUAUGUUAGCAGAAGGUGUCUAUUUGGCACCUUCACAGUUUGAGGCUGGGUUCACCAGCUUGGCACAUACUUCUGAUGACAUCAAAAAGACUAUAGCUGCUGCCGAGAGGGUCUUCAGGGAAAUCUGA